This is a messenger RNA of Silurus meridionalis, 4454 nucleotides long. RefSeq names its product putative protein tag-278. The transcript is spliced from 20 exons. NCBI's taxonomy places the organism in Eukaryota, Metazoa, Chordata, Actinopteri, Siluriformes, Siluridae. The coding region runs from base 162 to 3257 and encodes 1031 amino acids. The record is from RefSeq and is a predicted model, not a curated record.
AACAGUAACCUGAACUCGCUCGCUCGCGCUUGAGGGCUAUUUCCUGUUGAACAAUUCAGCAAUAAGAUGCUUGUUGGAUUUUGAAAAGGUGAAGCUUCACAGAAGAAGGUCUAAGCAGUUAAGGUGAUAUCUUCAGCAUCCAAUGGAGUUCAGCUCUGGCAAUGAGACACAUCAUCUUGGGUCUGUGGUGGACUGAACAUGAUAAUUAUGAACUGAAGUCGUCAGAUGUUCCCGAAUCGGACAUUGGAAUCAUUUCAGUACAGCUUCUUGAAUUUAAAACAAGUCUCCUCGAAGCAGUGGAGGAAUUGCAUAUUUACAGGGAUGCUGAAACCCGUCACGAGGCGCAGAUCUGCAAACUUGUCCUGGAGAAGCAAGAACUAGAGUGGCAGAAGGAGUCUUUGCAAAAUCAGAUCAACAAGAUGACGAAUGAACAUUCAGAAUCGCUCGCUGCCGUUAAAAAACAGUUUCAGGCUCAGAUCCGAGUCGUAGAGGGAGAGAAGGGGAAACACCAACUCUGUGCUGAGUUAAAGGACAAAGAGAUCACCAGCCUGAAGGAAGAGUUAAAGUUGCUGCAGUUGUUCAAGUACAGUUUGGAGAAGAAAUUAAGCGAGCUGGAGCAGAAAGUGCAGCUGCAGACGCAGGUGAAGGACAGCCAUCUAAAUCAGCUGGGAGAGGUGGAGAAGCGCUUCAGGAUGGUAUCCAAACAGUUUGCUGUGGUCAGACAGGGCCAUGAGAAACUGGAGCAGAAUGUCGAAGAAGGAAUGAGGAUUAACAAGAAACUUGUAUCCAUCAACAAAAAACAAGAAUCUAAAAUUGCUGUCCUGAAAAAGGAGGCGGAGAGGCUUAACAGUGAGCUGGUGAAAUGCAAAGUUGUGUCUGUCAGCAGAUCUGGAGAAGAAGGUUGUUCUUACCUGCUCAAAGACCAACAAUUGCAGGAGCUUCAACAAAGGCUGACUGUGGAAAUUGAACUGAAUAAAAGGCUCCAAAAUGAAAUGGCAGCAGAAAGAGCAGAGAAGCAGGAGCUUAUGAACUCCCUCCAGCAUGCCCAGUGGCUGCUGCAGACUCAGACGCAGGCUGUGAGUCGACUUGAGCAGCAGCUCCUCAUACACACAGAGGAGUACCAGGUCCUUAAACGAGAACAUGAAAUGGUCCGAGAGAGGAGUAAAAAAAAAGAGGACAGACUUGUGCACUUGAUCAAUGACUACAAACAUUCCAAAAUCACUUUGGAAAAAGAGAAGCAGGCAAUGCAUGGAAAGGUGCAGGCAAAUCAGGAAGAGCUGAAAGCUGUUAAAAAGGCAUACGAUCAUCUCCAUGAGAAACACCAGCGACUGUCUUUUUGUAUGACGCAUCAAGCAGGACACAUUUACAGCUUAGAGGAUGGCUCUAUGGGCGAUUUUGACAUCCAGACACGCUCUUCUACCAGCUUAAACUGUUAUUUGGAUCUGGACAAAGAUACGUCUUUAGAUAGAGAAUCCCAUCAAGCCGGUUCUCAAAAUAACUGUGAGCAAAUGAGACAUUGCAAAGAAGACGAAGACAUUCCAGAUGAAAGGACUGCCGAGUGCAAAGAAGCAGCAACCGGCAGAGAAAACGAUGAGCUUAACGUUCGUUCACAGAUGGAUCGAACGACCCUGGCGCUUCCACCUUUAGAAGGCGUUAAUGCUUUGGCUCCAGAUCAAUCAGAGACAAGUGAGAGAGUGAGUGGAACUAAUGUGACAAAUCAGCAGAUAGAUCCAGCUGUCAAACAAGACGCUAGUGUCAGUGAAAGCGCACCGGUGCGCUGCGUGGAUGAUAAUGGUAACCCUCCAGUGCAAAGUUACACAGAAAGCUGUCUCUCUAAGCUAUCAGAACCCCAAACCAGGUCUGUUUAUGGUGUGACGAGUGACCCGUUGGUGUCUGAACCCAGGGUUACGCCAGCAGAGAAGAGUCUGUGUGUCUAUAAAACACAAGAGCACCAGACACCAGAUAAACACACACCCGAGACAUCUCACAACGUUGCCUUGAUAGGAGUUGAGCUUCAGACUGCAGCACCUGAGAUAAAUAAGGCUCCAUGUGCCCCACCAAAUAGUGAUAUCAUUCCUUGUGUAGAGGAUCCAGUCAUUAAUGGUGAACAAGAUAUAGGACCAACAUAUGCACAUAAUAAGAGUCCUAGUCCUAGAAAGUAUGAACAAUUAGGUGUCGCUUAUUCAGUUCAACAGCAAAUCAUUCCUCAGGAGACUGACUCUUCUAAUGAAGGCGUCUCUUUAGUACCCUGUGCUGCCUCAAUUUCUGACACACUUUUUAGUGAACUACAAGAACUACCAGGAAGCCUUGAACAACAGGACACUUUGGAAGAUAUAAACCAUAUCAGAGUCAUUAAGGCAAAAUGUAUCCCAGAAGCAGAGUUGAAUGCUAUUUCCCACACUGCUGAAUCGUCCUCUCAAAGCACAGCUCAAGAUGGAAAUAAAACAGAUGAUAUCUGUACUUCUGCUUUAUCUGCACAGAGCAAUGAGCAAAAUGGGAAAACAUCUCCAGAUCCCCAGAUCUCAAACCCCCAGGACGAUUCUGUGUUCAACGAUACAAAACAAAGCGAACAGCCAAAUAAUGCAAAAGAGCAAAUUACUGGAAUAAAUCCAGAUCUCAAGGAAGAAAGCAAACAUUUUGAAUCAUCUCUUGAGUUGGACGUGCCUAUUAAAGAAUCGUUCACGAAAGAGCAGUUGUGUGGCUCACAAAGUGUGACAAUGGUGCAACCAAACAAAUCCUCAGCACCUUCAAGAGCGUUACAUUCUGAUCAGAAAUCCGAGUUGCCCCCUGGUUUUCAGGACCUUCUCAGAUCAAUGAGUACGCCUGUAUUUCCAAAGUCCACACUAAGAAACAGAGGUGAACCUUUUGACAAGGCAAAUGUUUCAUACACAUGUUCUAAUCGAAAAAACGAUCACUACAGGGAAUGGAAUGCGAUAAAAGAGACAUUUUCUGAAAUCUCAGCUGAAAAGGAGAGCAGAUUUCCCAUCUUGUUCGGUUCAGCUCAGCCGGGCAGUACAGCGGCAUGCUCUAGGGGUAAUGGGCUGAGACAGAACUGCACUGUUACUCCCCCUCCCAGGCGGCACAGCUUGGGAAAAGUGUCUCGGCCCGUGUGCGAGGAAAGAACGCCCACGCUUCUUGAGAAUGAGGACCAUCAGAAGUGUGACAUCAGGGCCCAGAUCGCCAAGAUUGAACAGUUCCUCUCUUCUGAAAGUUUCAGGCCGCAAAAAAGACGUAGGGUGGAUGAGUUGGAGCUUUAAAAGGCUUUAAAAUCAGUUAUCUAUAUUAUAUUGGCAUUAGAGUUGCGGUAGAGUUCGAGGGGUUUUCUUUUAUUUAUUUUGCAUUUAAGUGAAGUGUUUGAGACUUUUGUUAUACGUUUUAAAACGAUAAAAUUUCAAGCAGAUUGUAUAAUUGUUUAAAUUGUGUUUAUUAUUAUUAUUAUUUUUUUUUAUAUGAAGCCUGUUUAACUCAAACGCAUUUUAAUCCUCGCUCCAUGCUCCACAUAAAGCAUGUUAAUUACAGUUUUAAAGCCAAUUAACACUAAUUACUCCCUGGAUGGCCCGUCUUUUCCUCUGAGGACAUUUUAAUUUGCAGAGCACAAACUGCUGCCAACUAUAACUUGUGUUAAUUAAAACAUUUGAGUAACGGGAAUCAAUUAAUGCACAUUAACCCAAAUUAGCAAAUGCAAAUUAUUCUCUCAUUAAGUUAAUGUUCUCAAUAAAAAGGUUGUUUAGAAUAUAUGGACAUGUGUUAGGCCGAUACAGAUGACAAAAUGUGUUGCUGCUGCUGGACAAGUAGAGAGUUUAUGUUGUAGAACAAUCAGCAGAUGUUAAUGAGCUCCUCAGGCAACCUGAAUAUCUGCGAAACUAAAAGCGCCAUUGUAGUAUUUGUAUUUGAUUUUUUUUUUUUUAGGUUUUAUUUGGAUUGUGUGUGUGUGUGUGUGUGUGUGUGUGUGUGUGUGUGUGUGUGUUAGUGUGUUUGUUUUUUACUCAUAUGUUCCACAGAACCGAAGCUGAUGCCCGCAUUUCAUUCUGUUUUAUUGUUAGAUAAAUCAGGUUUUUUUUUCUUUUUUUAAAUUAAAGCAGGUGAAAGAGCUUAACAAAACCAUUCUCCAUAGAAGAAAUAAAAUCACACUGCAGAAAGACAAUGCGCACCUCCUGAGGAUGGCUCAAGGUCCCUCUCAGGUCUGGCUUAAUACACUUACUCAUUAUUAAUAUGUCAAAAUGUUAAUGUCCUCAUAAAGAAAUCUGAUGUGUUUGGAGUGUCUGUGCCAGCAGUGCUGACCCUUAUCCUUAAAGGGAGUAAGCAAUAUGGAAAGCGUAAUUUUAAUACACAAUCUGGAAUAUGAAGUGGCGGUCCUUCGAAACAGUCAAUUACACUUGAGCGCGGGAGGGACCCCGGUGUUAAUUACUAGUCGCUUUUAUAUAGAGUGUAAAUAAAGAGCUUGCUGACAUUCA